Molecule: messenger RNA, 321 nt
Organism: Lucilia cuprina (Australian sheep blowfly)
Lineage: Eukaryota; Metazoa; Arthropoda; Insecta; Diptera; Calliphoridae
Product: gamma-aminobutyric acid type B receptor subunit 1-like
Exons: 3
Coding region: 1-321 (106 amino acids)
Biological process (GO): G protein-coupled receptor signaling pathway; gamma-aminobutyric acid signaling pathway
Cellular component (GO): membrane; G protein-coupled receptor heterodimeric complex
Molecular function (GO): G protein-coupled GABA receptor activity
Source: RefSeq, a predicted model, not a curated record
AUGGGAAUUAUAAAUGAUUUGCGUGGUGUUGUGGCAUUCAGCUCACAGGGUGAUCGUAUUGCUUUAACACAAAUUGAACAAAUGAUAAAUGGAAAAUAUGAAAAAUUAGGUUACUACGACACUCAAUUGGAUAAUCUAACAUGGUUGAGUAUGGAACGCUGGAUAGGUGGAAAGGUUCCUCAAGAUCGUACUAUAGUAAGACGUGUCUUACGCACCGUAUCGCUGCCAUUAUUUGUCUGUAUGUGUACAAUUUCUAGUUGUGGCAUAAUAGUAGCUUUAGCUCUAAUUAUAUUUAAUAUAUGGAAUAAACAUAGAAGGUAA